This is a messenger RNA of Pristis pectinata (smalltooth sawfish), 3734 nucleotides long. RefSeq names its product scinderin (gene scin). The coding region runs from base 251 to 2434 and encodes 727 amino acids. Gene Ontology annotation, biological process: actin polymerization or depolymerization; barbed-end actin filament capping; actin filament severing. Gene Ontology annotation, molecular function: phosphatidylinositol-4,5-bisphosphate binding; actin filament binding. Gene Ontology annotation, cellular component: cytoplasm; actin cytoskeleton. The record is from RefSeq and is a predicted model, not a curated record. NCBI's taxonomy places the organism in Eukaryota, Metazoa, Chordata, Chondrichthyes, Rhinopristiformes, Pristidae. The transcript has 16 exons.
GGGUGCCUUGAUUUCAACAGACUCCUGAGUGAGCACAGCAGAAAUUCGCGGCUCGUUAGUUUAACGCUGCGAUAUUGUAGAUUAGUUCCGUUUCGGAUUGACAGGCUGUGUCACGGACACGCCUACUUGCUUUUAUUAAACCCGGAGAUAGCACAGUUUGAUCGCCGUUGCGUCAAAACAAAAGUUUGUUUUUGCGAAACAGAGUUCGAUCGCUGCCGGCGCCUCGUUCAGCCACUUCGGAGAGACAAAGAUGGUGCUGUACCACAAAGAGUUUGAAAAUGCUGGGAAGGAGACCGGGACCCAGGUCUGGAGAAUCGAACGCUUGGAGCUGGUGCCUGUUCCGAAAAGUUUGCAUGGCAGUUUCUAUGUGGGAGACGCUUACCUGGUCUUGCAUACCAUAGCGAGGAACAACAACUUCUCCUACAAUCUCCAUUUUUGGUUAGGCAAGGAGUGCUCUCAGGAUGAAAGCAGCGCCGCUGCGAUUUUUACGGUGCAGAUGGAUGACUAUCUGGCAGGGAAACCGGUGCAGUACCGAGAACUUCAAGACUACGAAUCCAACACUUUUGUCAGCUAUUUCAAGGGCGGACUUAAGUACCAGGCUGGUGGUGUGGCUUCUGGGUUUACGCACGUCAUUACUAAUGAUCUCUCUGCAAAGAGAUUGCUGCACGUUAAAGGCAGGAGGGUUGUAAGAGCAACAGAAGUUCAUCUCGACUGGGCCAAUUUUAAUAAAGGAGACUGUUUCAUCGUAGAUUUGGGAGCGGUUAUUUAUCAGUGGUGUGGCUCAAAAUGCAAUAAGUUUGAGCGUCUAAAGGCUGCCCAGGUUGCUGCAGGCAUUCGAGACAAUGAAAGAAAUGGCAGAGCACAACUUACUGUUGUUGAGGAGGGUCACGAGCCAACAGAGCUUAUUAAGGUCCUUGGUGUGAAGCCAGAGCUGAAGGAAGGGGAUGAUGAUGAAGAUGUUGUUGCUGAUGUGUCGAACAGGAAGAUGGCAAAACUCUAUAUGGUCUCGGACGCCAGUGGAUCCAUGCAAGUUUCACUGGUAUCAGCAGAAAACCCUUUCUCAUGUGAUCUGCUUUUGACUGAGGAGUGCUUCAUACUGGACAAUGGAGCAGAUAGAAAGAUAUUUAUUUGGAAAGGGAAAAAUGCAAACCCAGAGGAAAGGAAAGCAGCUAUGAAAACUGCUGAGGGAUUCAUCAAAAAAAUGGGCUACCCAUCUAAUAGUCAGAUUCAAGUUCUUCCUGAAGGAGGAGAGACUCCAACGUUCAAACAGUUCUUUAAGAAUUGGAAAGACUUGGAUCAAAGUGAGGGUUUCGGAAAAGUAUACGUCACUGAGUCAAUCGCAAAAGUAAAACAGAUUGAAUUUGAUGCCUCAAAACUACACAGCUGCCCUCAGAUGGCUGCCAAACAUAACAUGGUCGAUGAUGGUUCUGGAAAAACAGAGAUCUGGCGAGUUGAGAGCAAUGGGCGGAUCCCCAUUGACCCUGGUACAUAUGGACAAUUUUACGGUGGAGAUUGUUACAUCGUUCUUUACACAUACAAAUUGGGACAGAUUAUUUAUACCUGGCAAGGAUCCAAUGCAACAUUAGAUGAACUCACCAUGUCAGCAUUCCUCACAGUCAAUCUCGACCAGUCCCUUGGUGGGACAGCUGUUCAAGUUCGCGUGGCCCAAGGGAAGGAGCCUUCUCAUUUGCUUAGCUUGUUUAAGGAUAAGCCACUAAUAAUUUAUAAGAAUGGAACAUCACGGAAGGAAGGUCAGACUCCUGCCCCACCGCAACGUCUUUUCCAAGUCAGAAAGAAUCUGGCUACCAUAACAAGAAUUGUGGAGGUUGACUUGGAUGCUCAAUCUUUGAAUUCCAAUGAUGUUUUUGUACUAAAGUUACCUGAUACUGCUUAUCUCUGGGUUGGAAAAGGAGCCAGUAGUGACGAAGAGAAUGGGGCUCAAUAUCUCACUACAGUCCUGCAAUGCAAGGCAACUAGGAUUACUGAAGGCAAAGAACCUGAUGUAUUUUGGAAUUCACUUGGUGGAAAGAAGGAGUAUCAAACUUCAGCUCUGUUACAAAGUUGUGAAGAUCAUUUUCAGCCUCGCUUAUUUGCUUGCUCAAAUAAGACUGGUUGCUUCAUUAUUGAGGAAGUUCCAGGGGAGUACACACAGGAUGACUUAGCUGAAGAUGAUGUCAUGUUAUUGGACGUCUGGAAUCAGGUAUUUGUUUGGAUUGGAAAAGAUGCCAAUGACGUGGAGAAAAAGGAGUCAGUAAAAUCGGCAAAACAGUACAUUGAUUCAGAUCCUUCUGGAAGAGAUGAAGGGACUUCAAUCAUUAUAGUGAAACAGGGAUUUGAGCCCCCAACCUUCACAGGAUGGUUCCUUGCCUGGGACGCAAACAAAUGGGCAGGAGACCAUGUGAAGAAAGCUAUGUCUUCACUGAAAGUGGCAUAGAAUUCAACCAAGCCCAGCUGAUUACAUGUAACAUCCCAUAAAAGUCAUAUGCAAGCCUAAAGUUAAAUGUUGCUUUUCAAAAGCUUUGGUAUACUGCUCAUAAUUUGCAAACUUUUUUUCUGAUGUGUAGUAUUUGCAUUCUGUGAUUAUUCUUAAAUAAUAAAGCUAAUGGAACAAUUACAAUAUGUGUAAACUUUUAAGAAGUUUGUAAUGCAUACUUAAGGAGUCACUAUUAGACCAAACAAGUCUCAGUCAAAUUGCUACAUGUACAUUAAUACAUUACUAAAAAAUUUCCAGAAUGAAAAGUUGGAAAUUAUAUAACUUAAUAUUAAAGCAAGGAUUGGGCUGAAUUUACAUGGGAGUUUGCAUGAAUUUUCCAGAAUGUCUGCAGCUCUUCCAUUAGUUGCACAGGAAAUUAGGACAUACAGAACCAAGGGUAAUCCAUUUGACCCCUCAUACCUGCUCUGCCAAUGAAUAAAAUUGCAGCUAACUUUUUACCUCAGUACCACUUUCCUGACUAACCCCACAUUUGUUGAUUCCUUUAAUAACCAAAAAUCUUGUAUAUACUGAACAACUGAGACUGCACAGCUCCCUUGGAUAGAGGAAAAGACGUUUCUUCUCACCUCAGUCCUGAAUGACUGAACACCUAUCUUUCAAAUCACGACCACUGAUUCUUACCCCACAAACAUCAUCCCUGCAUCUACCAUGUUUAGCCCUCUGUGAUUUCUGUUUGUUUCAAUAAAAUCAACUUUUAAUCUUAUCAACUCUGAAGAGUACAGGGCCAAUCUACAUAACCUCUUCUGAUAGGAUAAACUUCUGGUCCCAUGAAGUUCCUUUGGUGCAUUCCCUCUAUUGCAAAUAUAUCCUUUCUUAGAUAGGGAGGUCAGACCUCUACAUAGUAUUCCAAAUGAAGUCUCUUCAGGGUCCUAUACAAAUUGCAAUAGGACAUCUUUACUCUUGUUCUUAAGUUCUCUUGGCAUAUAGGCUAACAUAUCUUUGGUUUCCUAAUUACUUAUUGUACCAAUUUUCCAGGCACAAUUCCCCAGGACUCUUUAAAACUGCAGUAAUUUGGUUCCUAAUCAGCAAAGUGCUCAUUUUAAUGGAUUAUGUUAGAUUGAUCUGCUCUGUAUAACUUGAAAAACUGAUGUCAAUAAAUUGUUUCAAAGUUGAUACUUAACUAUAUGAUUUUACAGUGCCCUGAAUCUACUGCUGUAUCUUACCUGUAAAUUUUCUUAAAUGAAUCCUGCUGGAUAGUGUCAUGAAGGCAUAAGUUUAAAGAGUAAAGCUUAUUCUGUAACUA